AUGGCGCGUGAUCCGGACUGGAUGUCUAUGACAAAGACUCACAAGCUCAAGCCUGUCACAAGAUCGAUGCAAAGGGCAAGAAAAAGUGGUCGUAGUGAAUGGCUACAAAUGAAAGACGGAUCCGCGGAUCAGAACCGAGGUUCAACCUACCUCGAGAAAGCUGAGUCUAAUGAUGAGCUCACUGAUCAGGAGUUCAAAUACAGGUCGAGAAACUCCAGAGACACUGCAACACCUGCUCACCGUGCGGCUGCCGGUAUCCAGGCUAGCCUUGGCGAUUUCGCGACGAAGAAGCAGUUUGAUGAACUAUCGCAGAAGGUCGACUCUAUCACCAGACGCAUGAACACCACAGCACUCAGAGAACAAGACAGCGCCAGAAGCAACGAAAAGAUUAAACGUCUCGAGAAUGUGGUUGUUCAUCUCCAAACCGAGUUCUCCCGUCUUCAACGCCAGAUACAUUGCGAGCAGCGAGCUGGCAAUCUGCUGGAGAGCAGCGACGAUAAGCAGCCAGCCGGAACACGCAGCUCUCAGAAGACCUCGAAACUUGAUCCAUGCCGGGAAGAAUGCGAAUCUCGCGAAGUGGUAAAGCGCCAGUCUGAGAAAGAAAAGGCCGAUGACCUUUGCUUGAUAAGCACGCUACGCCUAGAGCUGAAAGAGAAGCAGAAAGCAGCAGAUGAAGAAAGGGAAGAAUCCGAACGAAAGGACCUUAAGAUCGACUUGCUCCGAGACCAUAUCCUGAAACAAUCUCAAGAGUUGCGAAAGAAGGCCGAGAUUAUUCAACAGAGCCGAGAGCGAUGUGAAGAACUUGAGACUAUCUUGCAAACAGCUCAACAGCAAUCCGUGCAAGAAGCCUUUGGAGACGAUCAGAUCAAGGGUGUUCACGCUACAAUUACCAAAGUGAAGCAUGUUAGGGAUGAACAUGAGCCAUCACGCAAGAGGUGCCGACCCAACUCACCUCUACCUGAUGAGGAGGAGAAUAUAUUCGAUCGGCACUUGGGCGACCUGGCCAUCAGGGCUGGGUACUUCACUGUACUUAACGACGGAAAUUUCGAUCUAAACAUGGCCGCAUCAUUUGUCUCCUACAUUGGACAUGAUGGAAACCACAGUCAACUGCGCAGCUUUUUCGACCAUGCCAUCCGGGACCGCUGGUUCUGCCUAGAUGAUGUUGCGGGCAGGGGAAAAUCUGCACUUGGCUUGGAUAUCAGGAAAUGCAGCCAGCAUGGUAAUUUUCGGUGCAUACUGGUUAUGGUAACGACAAUCGACUCCGUGAGACACAUUCGCUUCACAUACGAAGGGCCAGAAGCAGCAGACUUUUGA
Fusarium sp. VM40 is the source of this 1314-nucleotide messenger RNA. NCBI's taxonomy places the organism in Eukaryota, Fungi, Ascomycota, Sordariomycetes, Hypocreales, Nectriaceae. The record is from the annotation of a GenBank genome assembly.